Messenger RNA from Salmo salar (Atlantic salmon), 6502 nucleotides. NCBI's taxonomy places the organism in Eukaryota, Metazoa, Chordata, Actinopteri, Salmoniformes, Salmonidae. The record is from RefSeq and is a predicted model, not a curated record.
GUGUGUGUGAGGGGAGAAGGAGGGGUUUGGCUUUAGUGUGAUUUGAAUGGGCGUGAGAGAGAGCGUGAGGGACUGAGCAAAUCAACCUGCCUCUUUUGACUGAACAACGGGAUGGAAGAGCUGCGCUCCUAGCCACACUGAUCAGAGAGGAGUUUUAUUUUUGGAGAGGGGAAGAAGGGAGCAGACAAGGGGAACCGAAGAGGGAGAAGAAGGAGAAAAGGCAUCAGCGUGGGGAUAGAUAGCAGAAAAAUGCUGUCAUGGGGAGAGGGGGGAGGGAGGCUACAGAAAGGAACAGAAUGAGACCAGGCAGGGUGGAGCGGAGCUGAGAUGUGGAGGUGUCCAGUGGAAGAGACCAAAGAGAAGCAAGCAGGUGCUGAGGGGUGGGAGCUGAUGGAUGACAGAUCAGAGAGGCCAACACACACGCGAAUCCUCCCCAACCCAGAGGACAGAGAGCUGGACCAAACCAGCUGGACCAAACCACAACUGGACCAAACCACAACUGGACCAAACCACGACUGGACCAAACCACGACUGGACCAAACCACGACUGGACCAAACCACGACUGGACCACACCACAACUGAGGCACAGCAGUAUAGUAGUCAUCUGCAAAGCCACAGCUGGAGGAUGUCCUAAAGGAACUUGGAAUGGGUGUAUGUUUUCCAGACCUAAAACAUAUCAUUGUAUCUGAUACAAUAGUCAUCUAAUAGUCCUUUGCAUUUUGUUAUUGAAUGUGGAGGAAGACCACGUGUAGUACCUUUACUCAUCAGACACAGUGAGGAGAGAUACUUGGAGUCAGAGUCUGAGGCACCAUGCAGUCUGACGACCUCUUCCUACGCAAGUUUUGCCGGCAGAGGCCACGACCCCCUCUGACAACGGUCAACUUUGACUCUAAGCGGGAGGGUGGGGUAAGGGCGCGGGUGGUGGCAGGGGAGUGGCCCCCGAGGAGGGAUGGAACAGAUGGGGAGAGUCUUACUACUCCGAGCUGUGUGGGUCUGAACCUGAGGUCAGUGGGCCGAGGACACAUCAUGCAGAGAAGCAACAGUGAUGUGACGCUGGGAGACCUGGACUCCUCUGGUAAGGCGGGAGGGAAGGCCACACGGGCGGUGGGGGAGAAGGCAGGUGCCGGGGCCCAGGAGGACUCAGGGGUGGUGCUGCACAGGGAGUAUGGCAGCCUCUCCUCACUGGAGAGACAGAUAGGUCUGUCAGGAACCCAGGAGCCGAGUGCAGAGGACCAAGGCAUUCUGAGCCCUAACGCCCUCCGCUUCAAAGACCCCUUUCUGCUGCUGGGCCUGCAGGGAACCCCCCCAGAGCCAGACGGCUUCUUCAGGGCUCUGUCCACCCCCGCAGGAGACACUCCAAAACCAGCCAAGCCCCCAAAGCCUGAGGGGCUGAGCAAGAAGGCCAAGCCCUCUCCUCCACAGAUCCCCCAACCAGGUCCUUAUGACAACCUGGGGGGAGGAGCCUGGGUCAGGAAUUUUGCCCACUAUGAUGUCCAGAGCAUUUUGUUUGACCUCACAGAGGCGGCCAGCAACCGAGACAGCAUCGGCCGCAAAAAGAACAUCACCUCAGGGGCAUCGGCUGCCUCGACGAUGCGUCCCCUCACCCAGGCCACGCCCUCCUCGCCCUCGCAGGGCGGGGGCGGUGUUGGGGGGACUGUGGAGGACCCCUCCCUGGACGAGGGAGAUGGCAACGACAACGAGCUGCUGCUCAGCUGCCCCCACUUCCGUAACGAGAUGGGGGGUGAGGAGCGGGCGGGCCUGGGGCAUACGCAGGGCAGAGGGGGUCUGUGGCUGAGCCUGAGGAACCCCAACGAUGCUGUCUCAGUACUGGAGGAACCCAGAGAGAGCCACGUCCAACAGCAGGGCAAGAGCAACUACUUCAUAGAACACGCAGACCUGGGAGCCCACUACUACCGCAAAUACUUCUACAUGAAAGAUCAUCAGAACUUCUUUGGCAUGGAUGACCGCCUUGGUCCAGUGGCCAUCAGCUUCCGUAGAGAGGAGAAGGAGGGGUCUAGUGGAGCUCAGUAUAACUACAGGAUCAUCUUCAGAACCACUGAGCUGAAGACUCUGCGAGGCUCCAUCCUGGAGGAGUCCGUGCCCUCAGCGGCCCGCCACACCACCCCCCGAGGCCUGUCUCCUAAGAGGCUCCUGGAGUUCAUCAUCCCGGAGCUCAACCUCCACUGCCUGCGCCUGGCCUCCACCUCACCCAAGGUCCGAGACACCCUGCUCAAGCUGGACGAACAAGGGCUGAACUUCCAGAGGAAGGUGGGGGUGAUGUACUGCCGUGCAGGCCAGAGCUCUGAGGAGGACAUGUAUAACAACGAGAGCUCGGGGCCGGCCUUCGAGGAGUUCCUGGAUCUGCUGGGGGAGCGGGUGAAUCUGAAAGGCUGGGAGAAGUACCGAGCUCAGUUGGACACCAAGACGGACUCCACGGGGACCCAGUCCCUCUACACACACUACCAGGACUAUGAGGUGAUGUUCCAUGUGUCCACCAUGCUGCCCUACACGGCCAACAACACACAACAGUUGCUGAGAAAGAGGCACAUUGGGAAUGACAUAGUGACCAUAGUGUUCCAGGAGCCAGGGGCACUGCCCUUCACUCCUAAGGCCAUCCGCUCCCAUUUCCAACACGUCUUCAUCAUCGUCCAGGUGGAACAGUCCUGCUCUGACCACACCUACUACAGGGUGGCGGUGACACGCUCCAAAGACAUCCCGUUAUUUGGGCCUCUGUUCCCUAAGGGUGCUCGAUUCCCUCGUUCCCCUGCCUUCAGAGACUUCCUGCUGGCCAAGGCGGUGAACGCUGAGAACGCUGCAGAGAAGGCGGAGAAGUUCCGCUCCAUGGCCACGCGGACACGACAGGAGUACCUGAAGGACCUGGCAGAGAACUACGUAACCACCACGCCAAUCGACUCCUCCACCAAGUUCCCCCUACUGUCCCUGGGGAGCAAACGCAAAGACAAACUGAAGGGGGCCAAGGGGGCAGAGCUGCACAGUGCUGGGGCGUUGGUCUGGGCUGUGAUGGCCACCAGUGGGAAUGAGGGGGAGACAGGAGGACACAAGCUGCCCUGUCUACUGGGGGUCUCAGCUGAAUCAGUGGUGCUGAUCGAGAGAUACACACGGAGGGUGGUGUUCAACUGCUGCUGCCGCGAUGUGAUUGGCUGGAAGGCGGUGAUAGACAGCAGGGCCAUAGGCGGGCCUUGCCUGGAUAUCUUCUAUGAGAGGGGGGAGGCUGUGUCAAUCAGUGUGAUGGACAGCCAGGCGGAGGAGAUACGGGAGAUGGUGCAGAGACUGGAGUUGGUGACGCGGGGGUGCGAGGCACGGGAGGUGACCCCCCUGCGUGAUGGGGUGGGCCAGCCAGGCUUCCUGAUGAGCGAGGAGGGCUUUGUGACGGAUCUGCAGCGGUUCGGCUAUGCGGAGAGCGGGGGUCUGCAGCUGGGGGCGCGGGUGGUGCGUCUGUGUGGCCACGUUCUGGUGCACCUAGGACCAGAGGAGAGAACCAGACUGCUUCGCACCGCCCACAAGAUCCACAUCACCGUCAUCCCUCCAGAUGAGAACGGCAAGCCCCGCAGGAGUUUCUCAGAGUUAUACCAGAAAGCCAUCCAGGAUGCAGAGCGUAAGCCUGGGGAGGGCCAGUCUGGAGAGGCCUGGGUGCUGGACGAGAGGGAGGAGGAGGAAGAGGAGGAGAUGGAGGAAGAGGAGCGGGAACAGGGAGAGGGGAAGGAGGCGGAAACGAUGGAGGGACCAGCAGAGGGAGGAGAGGCUGAGGACAGGCUGUCAGAGACUGGACUGGGUGAGGAGGACCAGGGGGACCAGGGGGACCAGGGCUCCCUCCUCUCCCCACCCAGCCUGCCUCUGUUACGGGCCACCUCCCUGCAGGACCACCCACUCAACCAGACCGUGGAGAUCACCCCCUCCCAGCUAACACGCAGCUACUCCCUAGAGAGGCACCCGUCCUGCCGAGACAUAUGUGACAGGCAUUUGUAUGACAACGUGGGUGUGAAGUUGAAACAUCACAUCUAUGAGAACCCAGGGGAGCUGAGAGAUGCCACGCCGGACCUCAUCCUGGCUGUCAAACCCAAGAUGCCCCUGGAUGAGGAACAGUUUGUGGGGGCUGAGUUGGGUGAGGAGAGGCCAUCAGCGAGUGACCCCUCCCUGUCCUCCACCCGGUUGUCAUGUCUGAACAGAGCGGAGAGAAACUCCCGAGCUCUGAGCCUACACAACUCCAUCACCAAGAUCCUGUCGGAGACCACAGAUUCCUCAGAGGAGGAGUGGCAGUCUAUAGCUGACCUAGCCACAGCAUGCCGCAGCAUCCUAGAAGCCUUGUCACGUGAAGUGAUGUGUCAUAUUUCACAACGUAAAGCAGGAGAUGGGACCCAAGGAGCAGACUCCCUGACAGAUGGCAAGCUAAAGGACAUGAAGGACAGUGACUCACCGGGCCACCUGGAGGAGAAGGUGUCCCAGCUGGAGGACAUGCUGAAGAGGCUGCAGGAUGACCUGCAAAAGCCAUGGUGGUCUGACAGACGGGUGUUGUUGUGUGCCGCUCCCUGGCAGGAGAAGGAGGACAAGGCGGUGCUGCAGGCCGAGGUGCAGAGCCUCAGGCAGAAUAACCAGCGGCUGCAGGAGGAAUCCCAGAGUACCGUGGCCCGCCUCAUCAAAGUCACCGAGCUGCUGUGCAAUGUCAACAAGCCCUGCUAGCUCUGUCACAGUACACACUAUGUGUACAGACACACAAACACACACACAAUAUCACACACACACACAAGAUCACACACAAACAAACACACACACAAACAAAUGCAGACAAACAAGAUCAUAAACACAUGCUGGACACACCACAUUCAAUAUUGUAUACAAACACCCAUGCACAAUACAUCAACAUACUCUUACUGUUGCUCACUGUAUAUUAAUACAGACACACACACACACAUGCACAAUACUCUGCAUUCUGUAGAAUGACAUUUGAACUCUGGACCAGCCCAUGAGUGUCGAACCAACUGAAAAACAACCCUGAGUCAUUUCUCACCAUCUGAUGGUCUUCUCAAUAGCUUGACCAGUUGUGCCGCAUAUCCAGGGUUGCUCUUUACCCAAUAGUGUGUUUCUUUGUACCGUGAGUGUGUGCGUGCGUGCAUCACCAUGGUUAUUUUAUCUUGCUUCACAUACUUGACAAGUUGGGCAGAAUAGCAAUUGCUUAAAGCUACCCAGUUGAUUUAGAUGAAGAGACACAUGCAGCAUGUUUGAUGGCUGUUGAUUUCUAUUGACCCCAAGUGUGUGUACAGUAUGUAAACAGUAGUCUCUCUCCUCUCUGCUCAACCCUCUCCAUGAUAUGCAACGUCUCGGACUGAGAACAAACAGCGCAGCUGUGCACCAUUAGAGUAGAGGGCCUUGGAGCUACAUAGGGAAAAUGACAUGCAUGCAGGCAGCCUGCUUGAAAAGACGGACUGAUGCAUACUGACCCUGCCUCUCUCUGCCAACCUGCUCACAGAAUGGUUAGUUCAUUGUGUAGAGACACUAUUCUCUCCCCUCCAUACCGCCUCAGCUUCAUUUGAAGGGUUGUGGACACGAGUCGGCCAGUAACAGAGUAUUUCACAUCUGCUUUCAGGGAAUGAGAUGCAAUUUAGUUAUAAGGGAAUUGACUCACCGAAUGGACUCAGAGAGCUGGUGGUGUUCCGUGCAAGUAGUUGAGACGGAUAUGGAAGUGGAUAAUACCUUGGAUGAGGAUGAAACAAUGGAACUUUAUCCCUUAAAGACUGGCUGUAGAAGCUACACUGUAGAAAGUACGCCUCCUGCUGGACUGAGCCAUGCGCUGCCGCACGGCAGCUCUCCUUUCAAAGAAACAAACAUUGUAGAGAUUUAAUGUAAACUGAACAGGAUUCCUCUAGUGAACACAGCCAUCUGUGUUCAAUUAUAUUUUGUGUUUGUUUGUUUGCUGGCUACAAUGAUAAUUCAGUGUAUUUGAAAUUCAUUCCGAAAGGUUCUAGAGUGGUUGACUGUGGGUGAGGGAUUCCCUCAUUUCAUCUUUCUGUGUGUGUACCUACUGUAUGUGUUUCUGCGUUGUUUUUGCACUUUUAGCAUAACCUAUAUGGGCAUGGGACAGGGCACUAUUUAACUUCCUGCCCAGGUUUAUGCCUUGCUUGAAAAAUGAAAGUGGAUUUGAUCUCACCCCACCUCAUCUUCAGGUCCACUGCUGAUGAUGCCAAUAACAAUAUGAGAUCAGAGGAGGACGGGAAUAUUCCUCCUCCAAGACUGUUCUGCCAAAAGAUGCCAGGGCAGAUCUCCUACACCCCACUCAGACCACUGGACCCAGCUGUGACACACCCAAAGUAACUAGACUUCAAAUUUGGAAGGGAUGCCAAACAAUCGUCAAUCACACUGUCUCAAUGCUACUUUUUAAAGACCUACCCUUUUACUUCCUCUUGUGAUUUUAUUUUAGAGUUACUGUGAUUGCCCGGUACCAGCAGAUUACCAUAUAUUCGAAUUAAAUAAAACAUCUGAACUUUA